UGGCAGACUGCCCUGCUAAUAAUCCAGUGAAACUCUAAUCUCUCUCUCUCUCUCUCAUAUCACAUUUGGAGCAAAGCAUUAAAUGUCCAUUGGAGUUUGCCAAAACACGGCAACGUCUCUCAUGGAGUUUGUCCAAAAUAGACCGGAUGAUCAUGAUCAUGAGUGCCAGAAGAAAGACAAGAACAACACUGCCGACCAUGUGAUAGUUAUCAUGGACCAGCAAAACCGUAAACUCCACCCUUCUCCUCUCAAUCAAUCAGACCCUAUCAACAACAACAGCAGCAACAACAUCGAUCCAAUACCUCCUACUCCAUCAAGAGCCAAAAUUGUCCCCCGCCUCAACUUCUCAAAGCCAACGUCCCGCUUCGGUGAGGUUGUUAAAAUCAACUCUCCCAAGUCCGCUCCUGAAUACUCUCAGGAAAGAGAACCGAAACCCUCGCCUGAUGAGUCCUCUUCAUCAUCUGAAGACAACGAUGGUUGGUACGAUGACGAAGAUGAUGAAAAGCUUGAGGGCAUUGGAUAUGCAGACGGAAACCAUAGGAGGAGGAAACUGAACAAAACGGCAUUACUAGAAUGGUUUCUCUUCCUCACAAUUAUGACUUGCUUGAUUUGCUCCCUAGCCCUACAUCGACUCCGGACAGAGACUCUCUGGGGUUUGAAGAUGUGGAAGUGGUGCCUCAUGGUGAUGGUGGUGUUCUGCGGACGGCUCGUGUCGGAGUGGCUUGUCGGGUUCAUUGUAUUCCUCAUAGAGAGGAACUUCAUGCUGAGGGAGAAGGUCUUGUACUUCGUGUAUGGGCUCCGCAAGAGCUUCCAAAACUGUGCAUGGUUGGCCUUGAUCUUAGUGGCUUGGGUCAUCAUGUCCCCUAACGUUCACAAGCACCACAAAGUGUUGAAGAAGCUCUUUAGGACUUUAGUAGCGGUGCUCAUCGGGGCAACAAUAUGGCUCCUUAAGAUUGUGCUUGUCAAGGUGUUGGCUUCAUCAUUUCACGUGACGACAUUCUUCGACCGAAUGAAGGAGAGCGUGUUCCACCACUACAUUCUCGACACCCUCUCGGGCCCUCCACUGGACAAGGCAGAAAGGGAGCAGUCGAAGGAGGUCCACCGCCGCCUAUUGCAGCAAACAAGGUCGUUGCCACCAAGGCUUGGGUCGAGGAGAAUAGAUAUGGAGAGGCUAAAGAAGCUGAGCCUGCAGCAGCGGGCCUCGGCCAGGAGCGUGAGGCAGCUUGUGAGCUACAUUAGGCAGUCGGGGCUGUCGACCAUCUCGAGGACGGUGGACGACUUCAGCAAGGCUGAGUCGGAGAUCAACAGCGAGUGGAAGGCCUGGAGCUGCGCUCAACAAAUCUUCAAGAACGUCGCCAAGCCAGGCGCCAAAUAUAUAGAAGAGGAAGAUCUGCUCAAUUUUUUGAAGAGAGAAGAGGUCCACACGCUAUUUCCAACUUUUGAGGGAGCUCUUGAGACUGGAAGAAUUACCAAGUCCUCCUUUAGAAACUGGGUGGUACAUGCAUAUUUUGAGAGGAAGGCAUUGGCACACUCCUUGAAUGAUACGAAGACUGCAGUGCAGCAACUACAUAAGCUGGCCAGUGCGAUUGCAAUUAUUGUCAUAUUUGUGGUGUCCGUCUUGGUAAUGGGGUUGGCUACUACAAAAGUGGUAUUCGUGGUCACAUCUCAACUUCUUAUUUUGGGAUUCAUGUUCCAAAACACAUGCAAAACCAUCUUCGAGUCGAUCAUUUUCGUGUUUGUCAUGCACCCUUUUGAUGUUGGCGACCGUUGCGUCAUAGAUGACAUUCAGAUGGUUGUUGAAGAGAUGAACAUUCUCACCACAGUGUUUUUGAGAUAUGAUAUGGAGAAGAUAUACUAUCCGAACUCAGUUCUCCUCACAAAGCCAAUAAGCAAUUUUAGGAGAAGCCCCGAUAUGGCCGACAGUAUCGAUUUCACUAUUAGUGUCUCAACUUCGAUCGAUGACAUCAAUACUCUCAAGAAGGCCAUACAAACGUACAUAGAGAGCAAGCCAAAGCAUUGGAACCCAAAGCAUUCGGUGAUAGUGAAAGAGAUAGAGAAUGUAGACAAGAUGAAGAUGGCUCUUUACGUUCAGCACACAAUGAACCACCAGAACUAUGGGGAGAAAACCACUCGAAGGUCAGAUCUCAUUCUGGAGCUCAAGAGGAUAUUUGAAAACUUAGGCAUCAAAUACCAUCUCCUACCUCAGGAAGUCCAUCUCACGCAAGUCAACACUAUCGGGAGGGUUCCAGUAUUGCAUCCAUGAUGAAUGAGAAAUCGUAGGUUAUUAAUUACGAGCUCCAUAAUUGGGAUGCUUCUUUUGAGUUUUUUUAUUAUGAGGGUAACGAGAGACAUUAAGUCAAUCGAGUUGGUGUUGUCCAUUUAUUUAUUGCUUUUACAUUUUAUUAGCAUACUCUAUAACUUGCUCUGCAUGGAUACACAAUAUACGUCGAUUUUGCGAAAAG
This is a messenger RNA of Punica granatum (pomegranate), 2462 nucleotides long. The record is from RefSeq and is a predicted model, not a curated record. Lineage: Eukaryota; Viridiplantae; Streptophyta; Magnoliopsida; Myrtales; Lythraceae.